Rhododendron vialii is the source of this 2159-nucleotide messenger RNA. RefSeq lists its product as uncharacterized. Bases 115 to 2043 code for a protein of 642 amino acids. The record is from RefSeq and is a predicted model, not a curated record. The transcript is spliced from 2 exons. Lineage: Eukaryota; Viridiplantae; Streptophyta; Magnoliopsida; Ericales; Ericaceae.
AUAACUCCACCUAUCUAAUCUUCUUCUCCCCAUCAAUUGGAUCCGAUCAAGAAAAACCUAAACCCUAGUCUCCAAUUCCAAACCCACAUCUCUUUCAACUUUCCGAUCACAAAAAUGGCUUGUCCAUCCUCCCUCCUCGGCCCACCAGAAAUCUACAGCAAACCCGCCACCACCGCCGCAACCGGCAACCCUUUCGUAGACCAAAUGGCGGGCAACUUCAACAACAGAACCACCGUCCCGUCAACCCUCAUGGGCUACACCCGAAACUACGGCCGCACCAUCCUCUCCACCGGCAACCCGUGCCUCGAAUUCUUCUUCCACGUGGUGCCCGAUACCCCUCCGGUAACCUUGACCCAGCGUUUACAAUCUGCGUGGAACCACAAUCCUUUGACUACUCUGAAACUGGUGUGUAACCUGAGGGGUGUACGCGGGACUGGGAAGUCCGACAAGGAAGGGUUCUACACGGCGGCGCUGUGGCUGCACAAACACCACCCGAAAACGCUGGCUUGUAAUGUGGGGCCGUUGGCUGAGUUUGGGUACUUUAAGGACUUGCCGGAGAUUCUGUAUAGGAUUCUGGAAGGUCCCGAGGUGCGGCGGCAGGAGAAGAUGGCGUGGAUGGCGAGGAAGUUGGGCGGCGGGAGGAAGAAGAGAAGAAGGGGAUUGAAGAUGAAGAAGUCGAAGAAGAAGUCGAUAAAGAAGAUGAAGAAGUCAGGGCCGUUCAUGUUGCGCUCGACGAAGGAGGCUAGGGUUUUGGCGGCAAUGAAGAGGAUGAAGAUCGAGGAGGUGAAGGCUCGUGAAUCGAGGGAGGAGAAGAAGGUUGCCGCUGCGAAAAAGGCCAUCGAACGUUACAACCGUGAUCCAGAUUACAAGUUCCUCUACGACCGGAUCUCCGAUCUCUUUGCUGAUCUUCUCAAAUCCGAUAUCCAGCACUUCAAUUCCAACCAGUUAAAUAAAAUCAGCCUCGCCGCCAAAUGGUGCCCUUCGCUUGACUCCUCGUUCGAUAAAUCGACUCUCCUUUGCGAAAGCGUCGCGAAAAAAGUUUUCCCCCGCGAUUUAUACGAAGAAUACGACGGUGUUUCAGAUGCUCACUACGCUUAUCGCGUUCGCGACCGAUUGCGUAAGGAAAUCCUUGUACCGCUGCGAAAAACCCUAGAGUUGCCCGAGGUUUAUAUAGGGUCUAAUCAGUGGGGUUCUAUUCUAUACAAUAGGGUUGCCUCUGUGGCAAUGAAGUUUUACAAAGAGAAGUUUAUAAAGCACGAUAAGGAACGGUUUGAGGAGUAUUUGGAGAAGGUGAAGUCAGGAAAGGCGACGAUUGCCGCCGGGGCGUUGUUGCCGCAUGAGAUCAUAGCAUCGUUGAACGAUGCGGAUGGGGGAGAGGUAGCCGAGCUUCAGUGGAAGAGGAUGGUGGAUGAUUUGUCAAAGAAGGGGAAACUGAAGAAUUGUUUGGCGAUUUGCGAUGUUUCGGGUGGCAUGCAUGGGGUUCCAAUGGAGGUUUCGGUGACGCUUGGGGUUUUGAUUUCAGAACUGAGCGAGGAGCCGUGGAAAGGGAAGCUGAUUACAUUCAGUGAGAACCCGAUGCUUCAUUUGGUUUUAGGUGAUGAUUUGAGGUCGAAGACUGAUUUUGUGAGGAGAAUGGAGUGGGGGAUGAACACUAAUUUCCAGCAGGUGUUUGACUUGAUACUGGAAGUGGCUGUCGAUGCAAAAUUAACCGAAGAACAGAUGAUCAAGAGGGUGUUUGUGUUUAGUCACAUGGAGUUUGAUCAGGCGUCGGCAAGACCUUGGGAGACGGAUUACCAAGCAAUUGUGAGGAAGUUUUGGGAGAAGGGGUAUGGGUCGUCUGUGCCGGAGCUUGUGUUUUGGAAUCUGAGGGACUCGAGGGCAACUCCAGUGCCUAGGAACCAGAAAGGGGUGGCACUUGUGAGUGGGUUUUCGAAGAAUUUGAUGACUAUUUUCUUGGAGGAGAGUGGGGCUUUGAAUCCUGAGUCUGUCAUGGAAGUGGCCAUUGCUGGUGAGGAGUAUAAGAAACUGGUUGUGCUUGAUUGAUCGUGUUUUAAUCAGCUAAUAAAUGUAUAGGACCAGUUCAGUUUAUUUCCUUCCUUGGUACUCAUCUUGAAAAAUUCUGAAAUAGAAAUGAGAAAAACGACACUUUUAUUCAUUCA